Trichoderma citrinoviride is the source of this 1047-nucleotide messenger RNA. RefSeq names its product adenosine kinase. The transcript is spliced from 4 exons. Gene Ontology annotation, biological process: purine ribonucleoside salvage. The record is from RefSeq and is a predicted model, not a curated record. Gene Ontology annotation, molecular function: adenosine kinase activity. Lineage: Eukaryota; Fungi; Ascomycota; Sordariomycetes; Hypocreales; Hypocreaceae. Bases 1 to 1047 code for a protein of 348 amino acids. Gene Ontology annotation, cellular component: cytosol; nucleus.
AUGGCUCCCACCAAGGAAUUCGCCCUCCUCUGCCUGGAGAACCCCCUCCUUGACAUCCAAGCCGUCGGCGACCAGGCCCUCCUCGACAAGUACUCCCUCAAGGCAAACGACGCCGUCCUCGCCGAACCCCACCAGCUCGGCAUCUACGAGGACCUCCUCAACAACUACGACGCCAAGCUCAUCGCCGGCGGCGCCGCCCAGAACACGGCCCGCGGCGCCCAGUACCUGCUGCCCGCCAACAGCGUCGUCUACCUCGGCGGCGUCGGCGACGACAAGUACGCCGCCAUCCUGCGCGACGCCGUAAAGGCCGCCGGCCUCCGCGUCGAGUACCGCGUCGACGACAAGCACCCCACCGGCCGCUGCGGCGUCGUCAUCACCGGCCACAACCGCUCCCUCUGCACCGACCUCGGCGCCGCCAACCACUAUGGCCUCGACCACCUGAAGAAGCCCGAGAUCUGGAGCCUGGUUGAGAACGCCGAGGUCUACUACAUCGGAGGCUACCACUUCACCGUCUGCCCCCCCGCCAUCAUGGAGCUCGCCAAGGAGGCCGCCGAGAAGAACAAGAUCUUUGUCGUCUCUCUCUCCGCGCCCUUCAUCCCCCAGUUCUUCAAGGAUGUCGUCGACGCCAGCGCCCCCUACUGGGACUAUGUCAUCGGCAACGAGGCUGAGGCCGCUGCCUAUGCCGAGGCCCACAACCUUCCUUCCAAGGAGCCCAAGGACGUCGUCAAGGUCCUGGCCAACCUGCCCAAGAUCAACACCCAGCGCAAGCGUGUUGCCAUCAUCACGCAGGGCACCGAGCCCACCUUGGUCGCCGUCCAGGGCGAGGACGAGGUCAAGGUCUUCCCUGUCCACCCCCUCGACCCUGCUCUCAUCAACGACACCAACGGUGCCGGCGAUGCUUUUGCCGGUGGCCUGGUUGCCGGUAUCGUCGAGGGCAACUCCCUGGAAGCAUCUGUUGACAAGGGCCAGUGGCUGGCCAAGCUGAGCAUCCAGGAGCUGGGUCCUUCAUACCCCUUCCCCAAGCAGACAUACUCGGCCUCCUCUUAA